UUAAUAAGAAAAAGAAAACUCUCACCUUCUCCACCCAGCGAAGAAAAUGUUGGCGUUAGGGAUUCGUAGGGUGCACUCCGCGGUUGAUGCUCCUCGCCUCACCAAAUUCUUUCUCCACGCUCCUAAAUGCGUGGAAGUGGAAUUUGCUAAUGGAAGUGCAUUCAAGUUGUCAGCUGAAUUCCUGAGAAUAAAUAGUCCAGCUGCUGAUGGCAGGGUCAGGUCAGUUGGAGGUGAAAAGGUGAUAUCUGGCCGGCGUCAUGUGGGGAUCAUGUCUGCGGAACUUGUGGGAAACUAUGGGGUAAGGAUAAUCUUUGAUGACUUGCAUAAAACUGGAAUCUUUUCAUGGGACUAUUUCUAUCAUCUGGGUAGCAACAAGUUUAGCCUCAUGAGAAACUACAUCAAAUUGCUAAAGAAGCACGGGCUUAGCCGCGAUCUGCCGAGAAGAAAAUGAUCGAGAUGCUGCUUGGUUGCUCCAAUGAUUGUGGAAGUACUGUUGCUCUGUCCAAGACUUCUGCCCCUUGUCUGAGGUUUAAUGUCAUGAGAUAAGGUAUGUAUGGAAAACUGGUUUUCUUUGAAAGACCAACAAAAGUUCGGUUUUGUACUUGUUACUCCAAAAGAGAGGAUAUUCAAAUUUAAGGUGUUUGUACUUUGUACUCAUUGUAAAGCUUAGGCUGGUGUGUAAAUUUAAAUAAGUUUGCUUAGAACGACUCGUUUUAUUGGAAAGGCAAUAUUUUCAUGAUUAUAUUGAAUGGGAAAGGGAAGACAUUGUAUGGAAA
Morus notabilis is the source of this 776-nucleotide messenger RNA. RefSeq lists its product as uncharacterized. NCBI's taxonomy places the organism in Eukaryota, Viridiplantae, Streptophyta, Magnoliopsida, Rosales, Moraceae. Bases 47 to 451 code for a protein of 134 amino acids. The record is from RefSeq and is a predicted model, not a curated record. The transcript has 4 exons.